CAUAAAGCUCGCGGCGCGAGUGGCCAAGCCCAAUGAACGGAACACAGGAGCCUGGCAGCAGAGCUCCACGUGCCUCCCUCCAGUCCACAGCUUCUCGGCGUGCGCGUGUGUGGGUGACCUCGUCCUCCUAGGGACGUGUCGCCAUGGCGCCGCGCCACGCGGCCUCCUCGCUCCUCGCCCUCAGCCUGGUCGCUCUGCUCGCCCCGGCGCGCGCCAACCGCACGUGCGCGGUGGACAACUUCCCCGUGGUGGACAACUUCGACAAGGAGCGGUACCUGGGCAAGUGGUACGCAGUCUCCAAGAAGGACCCGGAGGGGCUUUUCCUGCAGGACAACAUCUCAGCCGACUAUACCCUCGACGACGACGGCAACUUGGUGGCCACCUCGCGUGGCCGUGUCAAACUCUUCGGGUUCUGGGAGGCGUGCGCUGACAUGGUGGCCUCCUACAUCGUGGCCAAGCCCGAAGUGAAGUCCAAGAUGUUCAUGAACUACCAAGGGCUCGCCAGCUACCUCUCCAGCGGGGGAGACGACUACUGGGUGAUCGACACGGACUACGACUCGUACGCGAUCACCUACUCGUGCCGCUCGCGCGACGAGGAGGGUCUGUGCGCCGACGGCUACUCGCUGGUGUUCGCGCGCACUCCGCGCGGCCUGUCGCCCGGCACGCAGCGCAUCGUCCGCGCGCGCCAGGACGAGCUUUGCCUGCUGGGCCACUUCACGCCGGUGCUGCAGAACGGAGCUUGCCCAUGAAGCAAAGGAGGGUGGCAAGGUGGGCGGAGGAGCCCUCACCACCUGCCCCAGUGCUCAGCCGACACACACAACCAUAACCAGAGAUGUGCAUUAUUCAACAUAUAUCGACAUUAUAUGAUUGGGUAUUGUGCAUUUAAUGAUAUUUAAACAUACAAUACAUAGGUGAGAGGCUAUAUAUAGUUAUAUCCUCAUCAGUCCUCCGCAAGUGGUGAAAGCUAGGUCUAUGAAUACAUUUUCCAAAAAUGUGGUCAAUUUUACUGUUUUAUUGUUUUACUGUUGUGUCCACCCAUAACAACAAGUUAAUAGCAAUAUUCGUUUGAUCUUGAUUUGAAGCUUUCGUGACUGCAGGAAUCCAUACUCUUUGGUUCGUUCGGUAAAGUCACGUAGGUAGACAAUACAUCACGACGUUUCUGGCGCAACACAAGCGUCCGUCAUCAGGUGGGAAAGCAUGUUUAUUUUAUACCUAUGUGACUUUACCGAAAGAACCAAAGAGUAUAAUAUUCGUGUGAUAGUAUAUGCAUCAUGCCCUCAUGCUUAUGCAUUAUGAAACUAAAAAUAAAGAAAUAUUGAACACGUG
This is a messenger RNA of Lethenteron reissneri (Far Eastern brook lamprey), 1326 nucleotides long. Its product is annotated as purpurin-like. The record is from RefSeq and is a predicted model, not a curated record. Gene Ontology annotation, molecular function: retinol transmembrane transporter activity; retinoid binding. NCBI's taxonomy places the organism in Eukaryota, Metazoa, Chordata, Hyperoartia, Petromyzontiformes, Petromyzontidae.